Halichondria panicea is the source of this 647-nucleotide messenger RNA. RefSeq names its product U11/U12 small nuclear ribonucleoprotein 25 kDa protein-like. The transcript is spliced from 4 exons. Lineage: Eukaryota; Metazoa; Porifera; Demospongiae; Suberitida; Halichondriidae. The record is from RefSeq and is a predicted model, not a curated record. Gene Ontology annotation, cellular component: U12-type spliceosomal complex. Gene Ontology annotation, biological process: mRNA splicing, via spliceosome. The coding region runs from base 31 to 486 and encodes 151 amino acids.
CCUGUCACAAUAAUAGCAUCUGGCUGGGAUAUGAUGGAGUCCAUUGAAAGAAGCUCUCAUAAAGUUGUUGUGGAGCAAGCUAAGAGACUAUUGUGUGACCUGUUAGCUGACCCCUUCCUCAGUGACAUCUCCCCCACGGCCACUCAUGAUGAGGUGGCCUCACAGCUCGCCCUGGAGCAAGGAAGGGCCAUCACUGUGCAUGUGAGGCGGUUUGAUGAUCAAGUACUUUCUGUGAUAGUGCUCCAAGGUGCAACGGUGGGUGACCUCAUACGUACUGUACAGAGGUCGGUGAUGAAGCAGCUGUCACUGGCCGGCAGGACCACACCCAUUAGUUGGAGGUCUGUGUGGAGGAGGUAUGCAUUGUCCACUGGGCAGACAUUGCUUAGCAACAGAAAGGCUAAAUUAGUCAGCCUGGGGAUUGGUAAUCGUUCAGAAGUGCAAUUUGUCAAGAAACUGAGACUAAAGAAUGACCAACACAGACACUAACAUUUCAUUCAUUCCACGAUACUUUCAUUUCAUCACAUUAAUUUUUUCAAGAGUGCACUAUGAACUCUUGUUAUUAUACAGCAUUUUGAAUUGAUGACAUGAACAAUAUUUAUAAUUAUUAUGUGCAAAAAUUGUGUUUUAAUGAUAAAAAAUGUUUGAAA